Molecule: messenger RNA, 372 nt
Organism: Lottia gigantea (owl limpet)
Lineage: Eukaryota; Metazoa; Mollusca; Gastropoda; Lottiidae
Exons: 2
Coding region: 1-372 (123 amino acids)
Source: RefSeq, a predicted model, not a curated record
AUGGUUACCCAGAACCUUAUAAUUGUUCAGAAACGUAUUUAUAAUUGUUCAGAACUUUAUAAUUGUUCAGAUCUUUAUAAUUGUUCAGAACCUUAUAAUUGUUCAGAACCUUAUAUGUGUUCAGAACCUUGUAAUUGUUCAGAACCUUAUAUGUGUUCAGAACCUUAUAAUUGUUCAGAUCUUUAUAAUUGUUUAGAUCUGUAUAAUUGUUCAGAUCUUUAUAUUUGUUCAGAACCUUAUGAUUGUUCAGAACUUUAUAAUUGUUCAGAACCUUAUAAUUGUACAGAACCUUAUAUUUGUUCAGAACCUUAUAUUUGUUCAGAACCUUAUAAUUGUUCAGAACCUUAUAAUUGUUCAGAACCUUAUAUUUGA